Molecule: messenger RNA, 2492 nt
Organism: Malus domestica (apple)
Lineage: Eukaryota; Viridiplantae; Streptophyta; Magnoliopsida; Rosales; Rosaceae
Source: RefSeq, a predicted model, not a curated record
UCGGUAGUACGCCACCUCGCACUAUAUGCCAGCCUCCGUCACUCUCUGAUUAGCUCUCUCUCGAAAGCACUGAAACAGAGACCUUUUGGAGUUGUUCAUCUCUCCUUUUUCUGGAAAAUCAAACUGCGAAAUCAUGAUCGGAUCAAGCCUUCAAGGUUUAUAAUGAAGGCUUCCAGUUUGGCUAUUGAAGGGAUAAAUAACGCUCUGAUUCAGUUUUUAUAAGAUAUAUUGGUUACAAGGUAUUUUCUUAAUGGGGGGAGCUUGUUCUAGGAAGAGAGACCACCAAGACGAUGUUGACGAUUUUCAGAGAGGGUUUUCUAGAAGAUAUUCUAAAAGUGGGAGUUCAAAGUGGUUGGCAACCUCCUUCACCCGCCCUGUUAUGGAUAUUCAACCAGACACAAGGAACGGUCCUUCUCUCAUGGACUCUAAGAAAAGACUUAGAGUACUUGGAUCUAACGGAGGGCAUGACACAAAACCGAGCGCAAUGGCGUUCUAGGAUUCAUAUAGCCGACCCCACUUAGUGGGAAAAGGCUUUGUUGUUGUUGUUGUUGUUGGGACUGAGGUUCACUAUAUUUUGGCUUAUUGCAAUUGUUGCUUUGAUUUACAGGACAUCAAUAAAUUUAACACAUUCUCCAUGCUCCCAAGAGAUAUUAGUCAACAGAUCAUUAAUGAGUUGGUGUACUCCGGAUGCCUCACUGAUGUUUCUUUUGAAGGUUUUCGUGAUUGUGCUUUGCAGGAUCUUUACUUGGGGGAAUGUCCUGGUGUAAAUGAUAGUUGGAUGGAUGUCAUCUCCUCACAAGGGUCAUCUUUACUCUCUUUGGAUCUCUCUGGUUCUGACGUUACUGACAAUGGGUUAAUUUAUCUUCAAGAUUGCAAAAGUCUCCAAGCAUUAAAUUUUAAUGAUUGUGACCACAUAUCAGACCAUGGCCUGGAACGCAUCAGUGGUCUGUCCAGCUUGACAAAUUUGAGUUUUAGAAGAAACAGUGCAAUUACUGCUCAUGGAAUAAGUGCGUUUGCUAGUUUGAUUAACUUGAUGAAGUUGGACUUGGAGAAAUGCCCUGGGAUUCAUGGUGGACUUGUUCAUCUACAAGGCUUAACAAAACUAGAGUCUCUUAAUAUCAAAUGGUGCAACUCUAUAGACGAUGCUGACAUGAAACCUCUCUCAGGGCUUACAAAUUUGAAAUGCUUACAAAUCUGCUGCAGUAAGGUUACUGAUUUUGGCAUUACUUACUUGAAAGGUCUGCACAAUCUUUCUCUUUUGAACUUGGAGGGAUGCCCAGUUACUGCCGCAUGCUUGGACUCACUUGCAGCUCUUGAUGGCCUGCUAUAUCUAAAUCUGAGCAGAUGUGAUCUGACUGAUGAAGGAUGUGAGAAGUUCUCCCGAUUUGAGAACUUAAAAGUAUUAAACUUGGGCUUCAAUGACAUCACCGAUGCUUUUCUGGUGCACUUGAAAGGUUUGACAAAUUUGGAGAGUUUGAACCUGGAUUCAUGUAAGAUUGGUGAUGAAGGGCUGGUUAACUUGACAGGCCUUCAACAUUUGAAAAGUUUGGAGUUAUCAGAUACUGUUGUUGGAAGCGGUGGGCUUCGCCAUCUGUCAGGUUUGAUUAAUCUUGAAAGUAUAAAUCUUUCCUUCACUGCUGUUACCGACAGUGGUUUAAGAAAGCUGUCUGGUCUCUUGUCUCUCAAAUCCCUUAAUUUGGACACUCGCCAAAUUACAGAUUCUGGACUGGCAGUGCUUACAAGUAAGCAUGGCUUGACUGGAUUGACACACCUGGAUCUAUUUGGAGCUCGAAUUACAGACUCUGGAACAACCUAUCUGCGAAGCUUUAAAGAUCUGAAGUCCCUAGAAAUAUGUGGUGGAGGACUGACGGAUGUUGGAAUAAAGAAUAUUAAAGAUCUUUCAUCCUUGACCCUAUUGAAUCUAUCACAGAACUGCAACCUGACCGAUAAAACCUUGGAGUUGAUUUCUGGGUUGACAGGAUUGAUCUCUUUAAACGUAUCAAAUUCUCGUAUCACAAAUUCUGGACUUAAGCAUUUGAAAAUGCUGAAGAAUUUGAAAUCUCUGACAUUGGAGUCCUGCAAGGUAACAGCAAACGAAAUAAGGAAGCUUCAGAUGACUGACCUUCCAAACCUGGUAAACUUCCGCCCUGGAGGUAAAUGAAAUUCGUAACAUUUAAGCUUCUGGCAGCAUGGACAGACAACUGUGUAUAUAAAAACACUAUGGAAAGAAGACAUCUGGUACUUGUGUAUAUGGUUGGACGUGGAUGUGGUUUUCCAAAUGUCUAUAGAACUACGGAUUCAGAAAAUAAUUUGCUCCGUUUUCAUGUGAAGCUUUCUUCUGUCAUCGAAUUCUCAUGGAAGAUAGUGUGGAUAAAGCUUUCCUCCAAUGUCUAUUUUGUCGAGUCCCAUCCUACGUUUUUAGUGUAGAAGGCGAUCAUUUGUUAAGACAGACUUGUUUAUUUAUAAAUAUUUAUAGGGAACUUUAACGAAAA